Molecule: messenger RNA, 1191 nt
Organism: Nezara viridula (southern green stink bug)
Lineage: Eukaryota; Metazoa; Arthropoda; Insecta; Hemiptera; Pentatomidae
Source: the annotation of a GenBank genome assembly
CAAACCUUCAGAAUGGUAGAGGAUGUUAUCGAAACCUUCCGAGAUUACUUAAAAAUCCGGUCUGUUCACCCUGAUCCUGAUUACGAUGGAUGUGUCGAUUUUGUGAAGAAUAAAGCAGACGAAUAUGGGUUCAAAACAAAAAUUUUACGACUUGAUGAAAAGCGUCCUGUGCUUAUUGUAACUCUCGAAGGUUCAGAGCCAAGCCUUCCUUCUAUUUUGCUCAACUCGCAUACAGAUGUGGUCCCAGUAUUCGAAGAGGAAUGGAGCUAUGAUCCUUUUGGAGCCGAGAUGGACAAGGAAGGAAACAUCUACGCCAGAGGUACACAGGAUAUGAAAUGUGUUAGCAUUGCCCAGUUGGAGGCUUUGAGAAGGAUUAAAUUUUCUCAGGUCAAACUGAAGCGGACAGUGCAUAUGACCUUGGUACCAGAUGAAGAAAUCGGUGGCCAUAAGGGAAUGGCGAAAUUCGUUCAGACUCAAACUUUUAAGGACUUAAAUGUUGGCUUCGAUAUCGAUGAAGGGUGUUGUGCUCCAGCUGAAGAUUUCAUUGUUUUCAAUAACGAAAGAUGUUCAUGGGGAGUAAUAAUUCACUGCCCUGGUUCCACUGGACACGGCUCACUCCCUCUUGAAAAUACAGCAGGAGAAAAAUUACGAAUAGUAAUUGACAAUUUCAUGGAUCGCAGAGAAGAUGAAGCAAAGAAUUAUCAAGGAGUCCUGCAUUUAGGAGAUAUAACAACAAUAAAUUUAACUCGACUUGAGGGUGGUCUUCAAAAUAAUGUUAUACCCCCCGAAUUAAUUGUUGGUUUUGACAUAAGGAUAGCUGCAGACGGCAACCAUGAAGAAUUGGAAAAAUGGAUAUAUGAUGUCUGUAAAAAAGCUGGAGAAGGAGUUUAUCCAGAAUUUAUUCAUAAAAAUCCAAAAGUUCCAACAACGCUUUUAACCAAUGAAAGCCCAUAUUGGUCAGCAAUGGAGUCAACACUGAAAGAUCUGGGUUUAAAGUAUUGUACACUCAACUGUCCUGGAGGGACAGAUGCCAGAUUUGUCAGAGGGCUUGGAAUACCAGCAGUUGGUUUUUCGUCUUUUAAUCUUACACCAAUAAGACUCCACGCUAACGAUGAGUUUCUGAAUAAAAAUAUUUUUCUCACAGGCAUUUCAAUUUACGAAAAACUGAUUAAAAACGUCGCAAAUGUAUAA